Molecule: messenger RNA, 5066 nt
Organism: Suncus etruscus (white-toothed pygmy shrew)
Lineage: Eukaryota; Metazoa; Chordata; Mammalia; Eulipotyphla; Soricidae
Gene: ARHGAP35
Product: Rho GTPase activating protein 35
Exons: 6
Coding region: 164-4663 (1499 amino acids)
Biological process (GO): signal transduction
Molecular function (GO): GTPase activity; GTP binding
Source: RefSeq, a predicted model, not a curated record
GAUGUCGGCUCUCUGGCGAUGAGGAGUGGCCAGAAGUGACUCACCUGGGGAACCAGCAUUAUGAAUAGCCGGCCCCCCCUGAUGGUGUCAGUCAGCCAUCGGGUCCCCCGGAAUACACGAGUGUGAUUGAGGACGUGGCCGAUUGCGGCAGGAUGUGUCGACAAUGAUGAUGGCAAGAAAGCAAGAUGUCCGCAUCCCCACCUACAACAUCAGCGUGGUGGGCCUGUCUGGGACUGAGAAGGAGAAGGGCCAGUGCGGCAUUGGGAAGUCGUGUUUGUGCAACCGCUUCGUGCGCCCGAGUGCCGACGAGUUUCACUUGGACCACACGUCGGUGCUCAGCACCAGCGAUUUCGGGGGGCGGGUGGUCAACAACGACCACUUCCUCUACUGGGGGGAGGUUGGCCGCUCUCUGGAGGACUGUGUGGAGUGCAAGAUGCACGUGGUGGAGCAGACCGAGUUCAUCGAUGACCAGACGUUCCAGCCGCACCGCAGCACGGCCCUGCAGCCCUACAUCAAGCGCGCUGCUGCCACCAAGCUCGCUUCGGCCGAGAAACUCAUGUACUUUUGCACUGACCAGCUGGGGCUGGAGCAGGACUUUGAACAGAAGCAGAUGCCCGAUGGGAAGCUGCUGGUCGACGGCUUCCUGCUUGGCAUCGACGUCAGCCGGGGCAUGAACCGCAACUUUGAUGACCAGCUCAAGUUUGUCUCCAACCUUUACAAUCAGCUCGCCAAGACCAAGAAGCCCAUCGUGGUGGUCCUGACCAAGUGUGACGAGGGCGUGGAGCGGUACAUCCGGGACGCACAUACUUUCGCCUUAAGCAAAAAGAACCUGCAGGUUGUGGAGACCUCCGCGAGGUCCAACGUGAACGUGGACUUGGCCUUCAGCACCUUAGUGCAGCUCAUCGACAAGAGCCGGGGCAAGACUAAGAUCAUUCCGUACUUCGAGGCCCUUAAGCAGCAGAGCCAGCAGAUUGCCACGGCCAAAGACAAGUAUGAAUGGCUGGUGAGCCGCAUUGUCAAGAGCCACAAUGAGAACUGGGCAGGCGUGAGCCGCAAGAUGCAGGCCUCGCCCGAGUACCAGGACUACGUGUACCUGGAGGGCACUCCGAAAGCCAAGAAGCUCUUCCUGCAGCAUGUGCACCGCCUCAAGCAUGAGCACAUUGAGCGGCGGCGGAAGUUGUACCUGGCCGCGCUGCCUCUGGCCUUUGAGGCGCUCAUCCCCAAUCUCGAUGAGAUAGACCACCUAAGCUGCAGCAAGGCCAAGAAGCUGCUGGAGACCAAGGCCGACUUCCUGAAGUGGUUUGUGGUGCUAGAUGAGACGCCGUGGGACGCCACCAGCCACAUCGACAACAUGGACAAUGAGCGCGUGCCCUUCGACCUGAUGGACACGGCGCCUGCCGAGCAGCUCUUCGAGAGCCACCUGGAAAAGCUGCGCAAUGAGCGAAAGCGGGCUGAGAUGCGGCGGGCGUUCAAGGAGAACCUGGAAACGUCGCCCUUCAUCACGCCCGGUAAGCCCUGGGAGGAGGCACGCAGCUUUAUCAUGAACGAGGACUUCUACCAGUGGCUGGAGGAGCCUGUCUACAUGGACAUCUAUGGCAAGCACCAGAAGCAGAUUAUCGACCGGGCCAAGGAGGACUUUCAGGAGCUGCUUCUGGAGUACUCGGAGCUGUUCUACGAGCUGGAGCUUGACGCCAAGCCCAGCAAGGAGAAAAUGGGGGUCAUCCAGGAUGUGCUCGGGGAGGAGCAGCGCUUCAAGGCGCUGCAGAAGCUGCAGGCGGAGCGGGACGCCCUCAUCCUCAAGCACAUCCACUUCGUCUACCACCCAACCAAGGAGACAUGUCCUAGCUGCCCCGCCUGCGUGGACGCCAAGAUCGAGCAGCUCAUUGGCUCGCGCUUCCUCCGCCCCUCUGAUCGCAAUCAGAAGAACUCGCUCUCGGACCCCAACAUUGACCGGAUCAACCUGGUCAUCUUGGGCAAAGAUGGCCUCGCCCGUGAGCUGGCCAAUGAGAUCCGCGCACUCUGCACGAACGACGACAAGUAUGUGAUUGACGGGAAAAUGUACGAGCUCUCGCUGCGGCCCAUCGAGGGCAAUGUCCGGCUCCCCGUUAACUCCUUUCAGACGCCCACCUUUCAGCCCCACGGCUGCCUCUGCCUUUACAACUCUAAGGAGUCUCUGUCCUACGUGGUGGAGAGCAUAGAGAAGAGCCGGGAGUCCACCCUGGGCCGGCGCGAGAACCACCUGGUUCACCUCCCCCUGACGCUUAUCUUGGUGAACAAGCGAGGUGACCCCAGUGGGGAGACACUGCAUAGUUUGAUCCAACAGGGCCAGCAGAUCGCCAGCAAGCUCCAGUGUGUUUUCCUCGACCCGGCCUCGGCUGGCAUCAGCUACGGCCGCAACAUCAAUGAGAAGCAGAUCAGCCAGGUCCUGAAGGGCCUUCUGGACUCCAAGCGAAACCUGAACCUGGUCAGCUCCACGGCGAGCAUCAAGGACCUGGCGGAUGUGGACCUGCGGAUCGUCAUGUGCCUGAUGUGUGGGGACCCUUCCAGCGCCGAUGACAUCCUCUCCCCAGUCCUGCAGUCCCAGACAUGCAAGUCAUCGCACUGUGGUAGCCACAACUCAGUGUUGCUUGAACUGCCCGUCGGGCCACACCGGAAGCGCAUCGAGCUGUCGGUCCUGUCGUACCAUGCCUCGUUCAGCAUCAGGAAGAGCCGGCUGGUCCAUGGGUACAUUGUUUUCUACUCCGCCAAACGUAAGGCCUCCCUGGCUAUGCUACGUGCCUUUCUCUGUGAAGUGCAGGAUAUCAUCCCCAUCCAGCUGGUGGCCCUCACUGAUGGCGCCCUGGACGUCCUUGACAAUGACCUCAGCCGCGAGCAGCUGACUGAGGGCGAGGAGAUCGCCCAGGAGAUUGAUGGGCGGUUCGCGAGCAUCCCCGGCAGCCAGCCACAGCACAAGCUGGAGCUCUUCCACCCAUUCUUCAAGGAUGUGGUGGACAAGAAGAACAUCAUAGAGGCCACACACAUGUAUGACAAUGUGGCCGAGGCCUGCAGCACCACAGAGGAGGUAUUCAACUCGCCCCGCGCCGGCUCACCACUCUGCAACUCCAACCUGCAGGACUCGGAGGAGGACAUCGAGCCCCCAUCCUACAGCCUGUUCCGGGAAGAUACGGCCCUGCCUGCCCUCUCCAAAGACCACUCGAAGCUCUCCAUGGAGCUGGAGGCCAACGACGGGCUGUCUUUCCUCAUGAGCAACUUCGAGAGCAAACUCAACAACAAAGUACCUCCGCCCGUCAAACCAAAGCCUCCUGUUCACUUUGACAUCACCAAGGGGGACCUGGCUUACCUCGACCAAGGCCACCGCGAUGGCCAGCGGAAGUCCGUGUCCAGCUCCUGGCUCCCUCCAGACGGCUUCGACCCUUCCGACUAUGCUGAACCCAUCGACGCAGUGGUCAAGCCCCGGAGCGAGGGGGAAAACAUUUACUCGGUGCCUCACGACAGCACCCAGGGCAAGAUCAUCACCAUCCGCAACAUCAACAAAGCCCAGUCCAACGGCAGCGGGAACGGCUCCGACAGCGAGAUGGACACGAGCUCGCUGGAGCGAGGCCGGAAGGUGUCCAUGGUGAGCAAGCCCGUGUUGUACAGGACCAGGUGUAGCCGGCUUGGCAGGUUUGCCAGUUACCGCACCAGCUUUAGUGUGGGCAGCGAUGACGAGUUGGGCCCCAUCCGGAAGAAAGAGGAGGACCAGGCGUCGCAGGGCUUCAAGGGGGACAAUGCCGUCAUUCCGUACGAGACAGACGAGGACCCGAGGAGGAGGAACAUUCUCCGCAGUCUGAGGAGGAACACUAAGAAACCAAAGCCUAAGCCCCGGCCAUCCAUCACAAAAGCGACCUGGGAGAGUAACUAUUUCGGGGUGCCCCUAACGACUGUGGUGACUCCAGAGAAGCCCAUCCCUAUUUUCAUCGAGAGAUGUAUCGAAUAUAUCGAAGCCACAGGACUGAGCACUGAAGGCAUCUACCGGGUGAGCGGGAACAAGUCGGAGAUGGAGAGUCUGCAGAGGCAGUUUGACCAAGAUCACAACCUGGACUUAGCCGAGAAGGACUUCACCGUGAACACGGUGGCCGGCGCCAUGAAGAGCUUCUUCUCGGAGCUGCCUGAGCCCCUGGUCCCCUAUGGCAUGCAGAGUGACCUGGUGGAGGCGCACAAAAUCAACGACCGUGAGCAGAAGCUCCAUGCACUGAGGGACGUGCUGCGCCGCUUCCCACGUGAGAACCACGAGGUCUUCAAGUACGUCAUCUCGCACCUCAACAGGGUCAGCCACAACAACAAAGUGAACCUCAUGACCAGCGAGAACCUGUCCAUCUGCUUCUGGCCCACACUCAUGCGGCCCGAUUUCAGCACCAUGGAUGCGCUGACAGCCACACGCACCUACCAGACCAUCAUCGAGCUCUUCAUCCAGCAGUGCCCCUUCUUCUUCUACAACCGGCCCAUUGGCGAGCCCCCUGGCGCUGCGCCCAGCUCGCCCUCGGCCCUGGCGGCUGCCGUGCCCUUCCUCACCUCCACACCACUGCCCGGACCGCCCUCCCCGCCCCAGUCCCCGCCACCCACCCCACAGUCCCCACUGCAGCCACUGCUGCCCGCCCAGCUGCAAGCCGAGCACACGCUGUGAGUGCGUCGGGAGCUCGGCACGACACUGACGCGACGCUCAUGCUCGCACCUGCGCCACGGACCCGGGCCACCUCGGAGUGACGCCCCCUUCCCUGGCAGGAUUAGGACUGAAGGACCCGCCCGCUGGACAGACACAGCGAAGGCGAGAGAAGAGCGAGCGAGAGAGCAAGCAAGCAUGCACGCUUCCUGGUGGGUCUGGUCUCUCUCCCACCCGGGCACCGCGUGUCUGACCACCUUUGGGGGACACUGGGGUCACGCUGUGCCACCCCCAGGAACACUGCUGAGGGUCAGAACACAGGGGCAGGGGCAGCUUGGUGCCUGGAUCCAGGAGUUGCUGUCCCCAAGCUCAUCAAACAGGAACACUGGAAGGAAGGAAAGGAGGAAGGAACCACAGACCUCAGGAG